AAUGCAACUGGUGCAAUAUACCUAACUAUCUAGAAAAAUAUAUCUACGUGUUAGAUAGCACAUUGGACUCCAGCCAAGAUUCAAUGAAGGCAGUUUGACAAACACCGGUUGGACAUAUUUCGACAUGAGUGAAAUUCAGCUAGCAAGAUCCUUGCUUCCCUCACAGGUGAAGUUAGAAAUCUCCGAUGAAGGACUUGAAAGUGAAGGAGAUCAGGAAUCGGAUAGAAUCCCUUUCUCCGAAUCUACAAAUAUUCAAUACUCAGACAUGGAUAGAUUCAACAGAUUAGUGAAGAAUAAAAACAAGGAAAACAAAGACAGUCCAAAACGAGUGUCGUCCCCACGAUCUAAAUUAAGACAGUCAUUAAAUACCAAUGUUAAAGCUGAAGAACCUUCUUCUUGUACAGAACGUUCUAUAACUCCAACAAUGGAAGCUGAUGAUAUUCAAGCACCCCUUACACCAACUGCUAAUCUUAAAAUGCUUUUCAGUGCAAUGAGUCCAGAAAUUAGAAAUCGGGAUAAAAGAAAGGAACUUUUUAAUGAAGAGCCUGUUGAAGAUAAGAGCAAAUCAGUGCAAGUUGAUGAAGUUGAAAUGGAAGGAGAUGCCAAUCAGGAUUUAGAUGGGGAUAGUUGGAAACCUGGAUCAAGGAAAGAAAAAUCUUUAGGACUUCUUUGUCAAAAGUUUCUGCAGAAAUACAAGGAAUUUCCAGGGGUGAAUGAGAGCAGUGAAAUAUCACUGGAUGAAGUUGCUAAAGAAUUGGCUGUGGAGCGCAGGAGAAUCUACGAUAUUGUCAAUGUUCUAGAAAGUGUGGAAAUUGUCAGUAGGAUUGCAAAGAACAAAUAUGCCUGGCAUGGAAAGACUAAUCUGAUCAAUACUCUUGGAAAAUUAAAGGCUUUGGGUGUUGCAGAAGGUUUCGACGAGCAGCUCAAAAAUGUGAAGGACUAUGAAUUAAACCGUGAAUUGGAAGAGCAAAUAACAAACAAGGAUGGUAACUCCAAACAAAAUAGUCAAAAAGGCAAAGGUGCAACAGCAGGUGGAACAGCUUUAAUGAGGAAGGACAAAUCACUUGGUAUCAUGAGUCAAAAAUUUCUCAUGUUAUUUCUUGUCUCCCAGCCCAAAACAGUAAACCUUGACUUGGCAGCGAAAAUUUUGAUAGGUGACCCAAAUGUUGACAGGACGGAAAAUUCCAAAUUCAAAACAAAAAUCAGACGCUUGUAUGAUAUUGCUAAUAUACUCACGAGUCUAGAUCUCAUCCGCAAAGUCCAUGUCACAGAAAUACGGGGGCGCAAACCAGCUUUUAAGUACAUCGGCCCUGAUGUAGACAAUAUGAAGGAUAUUAGUGUUUGCUACAAUGAUGGUUAUCAUCGACCUAGUUCGCGACAUUCUUUGCUGGAUUGUGUCAAAAAUCAACAUGUUGCUGAUCUAGUUGGUCCCUACAAACCCAUUAAACCUAGCUGCACCUCAGCAUCUAGUGCCUCUGAUGGUGACCAUAGCACUUCAUCAACCCCAAGCCCUGAGAUUCCAAAUGUUAAGAAAUCUUCCUUCAGACGCAAUUCUUCCUUUGAACAAAUUUGCCAGGUAGCAGAGAAGGAGCGACACAGACUAUAUGCUUCCAUGUCACAGCCUGCUAGUCCAACUUGUGAACAGCCUGAGGAUGAUUUCCCUAAGAGCUUGAGUCAGGAAGAUGUGCACCAGAAUUCAAAGAGGCAGAUUAAACCGAAAGGAAAACAUUUCAUUCUUCAGCAAAAAAAUGGUCAGUUUCAAAUAGUCAACUCUGAUAGCACAGGGACAACUGUCGCUCACAAACUCCCUGUACAACCAGUCACAAAGAAAAUGGUCAGUAUUGCAGUGCCAAAGGAAUCCUCUGAAGAAGUGCCAACCAAACCAGUGGCUGAAACUAUUGUAGUGAAAACCUCCCAGCUUAACCAGAAACAGGCCACCAUGAUUCCUUUGACAAAGGAUCAGAUUGAUGCUGUGCUCAAAUCCCUCAAAGUGCCAGUUCCUAUCAACAAAAAUCUGAAGAAACCUGGGGAAUUCCAGGAAAUUGUAGAUUGUUCAUCUUCUUUAAAAGUGCUUGAAAAACCAAAGGCUAUUGUGUGUUCUACAGAAACAAUUAUGUGUUCUCUUGACAGUGCUAAUAAUAAACACAAGAGGCCUAACAGUGAAAGUCCAGAAGUUGAUCCAUCAAAAAGGAUCCGUAUAGAAUAUGCCUCUCCUCCAUCGGACUCGGAAUCAGUGUGUGACAUUUCAAGUGAAUCUACCUCUCCCCUUGUUCAGCAAUCUCACAUGAAGCAAAGCACAGGCGGAAACGUCCAACAGAUUGCCGUUCAGUUGCCAAACAAAUCACCAACCAUACUCCAGUUUCCCAUUGGCCAAUCUGAUAAUUGUCAUAUCAUUCAAACACCAAAGAUGACCCAGCCCAAUGUGUCAAACCUCACUCCACAAAUGCAAAUUAUCCAAGGCGUGCCUCUUAGUGCCUCUGGUGUUCAGGGACAACCCAUUAACUUUAUGGUGCCAAUUACAUUCAGUCCACCUCUUACUCCUCAGAGUGGGUCUUCUAGUCCAACCAUGUUUUCUUUUCCCACCACGCCAUGUACCUUUUCAACUAUCGAACAGCUACAGAGCAUCUCAAUGGCAACAUCCAAAUUGACCAGCCCUGUUCCAGUGACCAAUCAGAGUUUGUUGACACCCACAGAAAGGCCAACAAUGUCCACUUCCCAAUUUAUUACGCCAACAGAGAGACUGCAGGUACCGUCUUCAAAAUUCUUCGGUUACACACCUGGUGGAUUCCCAAAUGGCAGCCCAUCCAUAUCAAUUGUGCCUACAAUUACCAAAGAGAUCUCAAGCUCCACGGCACGGAAACUUGAUCUUCCCGACAUUGCUAGCAUAAAUUGUUAAUAGUGCAAGAAGUCAUUCAUUUGACCUCAAUCUAGUGAUUUAUCAUUAUGUGUCUACAAGAUUUGCUUGGUGCAUGGAUUUACAAGCUCGUGUAAAUGGAUAUAGAUGUUACUUUUCAGUUGUGCGUGGUUUGAUUGUUUUACGGUUGAGUGAAUUUUAAAUUGCCUGAUUUUUAUCCAUUUUGUUAGUUAUUGAUUAUUUCAGUGUAUACAUGUAAUGUGUAGAUGGGCGUUGCUUAA
Ylistrum balloti is the source of this 3135-nucleotide messenger RNA. Its product is annotated as transcription factor E2F8-like. The record is from RefSeq and is a predicted model, not a curated record. Gene Ontology annotation, cellular component: RNA polymerase II transcription regulator complex. Gene Ontology annotation, molecular function: RNA polymerase II cis-regulatory region sequence-specific DNA binding; DNA-binding transcription factor activity, RNA polymerase II-specific. NCBI's taxonomy places the organism in Eukaryota, Metazoa, Mollusca, Bivalvia, Pectinida, Pectinidae. Bases 125 to 2896 code for a protein of 923 amino acids. The transcript is spliced from 12 exons. Gene Ontology annotation, biological process: regulation of transcription by RNA polymerase II.